Fukomys damarensis (Damara mole-rat) is the source of this 1909-nucleotide messenger RNA. Its product is annotated as angiopoietin-4. The record is from RefSeq and is a predicted model, not a curated record. Gene Ontology annotation, molecular function: receptor tyrosine kinase binding. Gene Ontology annotation, biological process: signal transduction. The coding region runs from base 19 to 1284 and encodes 421 amino acids. The transcript is spliced from 9 exons. NCBI's taxonomy places the organism in Eukaryota, Metazoa, Chordata, Mammalia, Rodentia, Bathyergidae.
GCGGGGCCCCAGCCAUCCAUGAUGCACACGAGGCUGUUAUUCCACUAUCAGAUGGCAAAGCUGGAGAAUGCACUGAGGAACAGCACACAGAGGUUGCAGAAGCUGGAGAAGAACAUCCAGACCCUCUUCGGGUCGGGGCUGCAGCAGGCCCAGGAAAACAUAGUCCAGAGCCACACAACUCCUGUGCUGGAGUUGGACACCAGCCUCCUGAACCAGACCACAAACGAGACUGUCAAACUGACGGACAUGGAGUCUCAGGUCCUGAGCCAGAUGUCACACAUGGAGCGCCAGAUGCUGGAGACUUCGCUGACUACCGACAAGCUGGAGAAGCAGCUCCAGAAGCAGAGAGGCACACUGGACCUGCUGCACGGCCAGAGCAGUAACCUGGAAACUUGGCUGCACACCCUGGAGGAUGACCAGACGGUCCAGCUGGAGGCCCUCCACAGUGAGAAGAAGAAUUUGCGGCAGCAACUGGACCAACAUAGCAGCAGACUUGCACGCAUCCAGCAGGGCCUGGAAGCUCUGCGUAGUAACUCCAGCCUCCUGCAGCAGCAGCAACACCAGCUGCUGCAGAGCCUGCAGAUCCUCAAACGCAUGGUGGAACAGAACCCAGGUACAGCUGUGCAGGUGUUCCAGGACUGUGAGGACAUCCGAAAGUUUGGGCUCAAUAAGGAUGGCGUCUACAUCAUCUUAGUGCCCAGUCUGAACCAGACCAAGAGGGUGUUCUGUGUGAUGGACCCUGAGGGAGGCGCCUGGACCGUCAUCCAGCGCCGUGAGGAUGGCUCAGUGGAUUUCCAGAGGAACUGGGAGGAAUACAAGCAGGGCUUCGGCAACCCAGCGGGGGAACACUGGCUGGGCAAUGAGUUGGUGCACCAGCUCACCAGCAGGGCAAAGUACUCUCUGCGCGUGGAGAUGGAAGACUGGGACGGCCACACAUUCUACGCCAGCUUUGAGCAUUUCCAACUGGGCAGCGAGAAGCAGUCUUACAGGAUUUUUCUGGACAAGGAAAAUGGCAUGUCAUCUCCCCGGGGUCACCUGAUCAUAGGGAACAACACCUUCAGCACCCAAGAUGCAGACCAUGACAACUGUGCCUGCAAUUGUGCGGCGAUAAUGUCUGGAGGGUGGUGGUUUGAUGCCUGCGGCACCUCCAACCUCAAUGGCAUCUACCACCCAGCCGGUCAGCACAAGUUCAAGAUCAAUGGCAUCCGCUGGGACCGCUCCUCCCCUCACUCUGCCUUCUCACUCCGCACCUCUCGCAUGAUGAUGCGGCCCUUGCAAAGCUAGUGAGCACUGUGCAGAGGCCAGUCUAGGUUGUCUACAGACAAUAAGGCCAGUAAUAGCAUCUGCACCAUGCAGGUCCCUGAAGGUCAAGAGGAAUAUGCAUGUGACCCCCCCUCAGAAGACACUGGGUGCUCAGUGAAUAUGGAUCGUGCUCGUGCACCAUGGGAGAUGGACUUUUCUAGAGAUAAAACAUUCCAGUCUAAUGUCACAUGCGGCCCUGACUCUAUGGAUGCUCUCACCUGACCUCACUUGUCAAACAAGGUUAUUCAGAGGAGAGCCCAGAUUCCAAAUACAGAGUGGUCUUAAGUGGUGUGUGGCUAUGGUGCUGUGACUUCAUCCCUCUAGGAAAGUGGACCUCAAAGGAUGGCAGUGAGGAUGGAUGAUGUAAUGCGUGCAUGUGUGCGUGUGUGUGGGUGUGGGUACUGCAAAUGUAUAAGUGAUGUGACGGCUGUUUUGGGGUAAAUCGUGAGUCAUGCCCUAUGUGUGCAGCAGGCUGGAAACACCCAGGAGGAUGCACACAUUUGGGACAUGUUCAGGACCUGCUCUGCCAUCCUCCUCUGCCCACCCUGCCCCUUGCCCAGACUUUGGAGAAAAUCAGGACCCUUUAUCUGUCAGCACCAGUCUGGAC